Molecule: messenger RNA, 699 nt
Organism: Acanthosepion pharaonis
Lineage: Eukaryota; Metazoa; Mollusca; Cephalopoda; Sepiida; Sepiidae
Source: the annotation of a GenBank genome assembly
AUGUCUCUUUCCGACAAAGUUCAACAGCUUUCCAGAAAGAUCCCUUUCAAGCACUCCACCAUAAUUAGCAGUUUGACCCUCCUUUUUCUGACAAUAGCAGUUUUCCAUUCAUAUUCCAGGAUUGCCAGCUUAGAGAGGAGAUCAAGCCAACAUGUAAUUGUAGCAGCCGGAGCAAUAUAUAUUCGGUGGGGGCGUUCGGUCUGCCCGAGGACAUCUACCCUUAUCUAUGACGGUACGUCCCUAAGAAAUUCUUCUUCUUCUUCUUCUUCUUCUUCUUCUUCUUCUUUCUAUCUAUCUAUCUAUCUAUCUAUCUAUCUAUCUAUCUAUCUAUCUAUCUAUCUAUUAAGAAGACGGACUUCUUGUAUAAGUGGAGGCGAAUUCUACACCCACACUGGAGGCAGCAGUGAUAUUCUCUGUUUGCCUAAGAAACCAAUCUGGGAAAAGUUCACUUCUGCCGGAGAAGCGUCCGCUUACAUCUACGGCGUAGAAUAUCAAAUCACCUUGUACCAAACAUUGAGCAAAAAUGGAAUGUUCUCAUCUAAAAAUGCGCAAUCCCUUCACAACAACAACGUACCUUGUGCCGUUUGUCAAACGAAGGAUCCUGGCUCAGUAAUAAUGGUCCCAGCUAGAAACCGCUGCUAUCCUGGGUGGAUCCUGGAGUUUUUUAUUCCGGGUAUCAUUUAUGACCAGUCAUUAUAA